ACGCCAAUUACUGUAAAGGUCCGAUCCAUUGAAGAUAAUUCUAUCGAUCUUCAAGUUCAGUCUUGAUUGGCAUGAUCCACUGUUCUGAUCAAUUAUCAUAUCCCCUGACUGUACGGUCAACCGAAACGUCCUAGCUUUAUCUAUUGACAGGCAGUGGCCGACGCGAUUACAUCCUAACCCAUGUCAACCAAGCUCAUACUGAACGACGAAGAUUCAUUAUAGAGACGAUAAUCCGACCACACAACUUUUAUCUGACGAAACAUUUUUCACAUGGAGCAAGAGCCCGCUGCGGCGGAAGCUGCAAUUCCUCGUCUCAUGCGGCUCCGGGACCCCAGUUGCUCCUCCGAUUUCACCGCCCCAUCUCCAGCAGGCUUCAAGCUUGAUGAAGGUUAUGCUGACGAGACAAAAAGCCAGUCGGACAAUGAUUGCUUGAAACCGUCUUCAGGCGAUGCGAUGUCCCUUCCGGAUUGGCUCCUUGCACUCCGAGAAGCGGACAAAGCUGAAUUCGCUUAUAACUUGCUACGGACCCUACGAACCUCUACUAUUGCCUCGGUCGUCGAUCGACUCGCCCCUCUGUUGCACAUGGACCCUGUUCUCAAGCUACCGCCCGAAAUCACAUCCGAGAUCUUCUCCUACCUUGACCCCAAGACCCUUUUGACGGCGUCAUUAGCAUCCCGUGCUUGGCGCAGCCGUAUCUGUGACACUCGACUAUGGAGAGACCUAUACAUCAGCGAAGGCUGGCGCGUUGACAUCGACGCCAUCCGCACAUUCGAACAGAAGCACUCCGCGCUAUCCUCGCCGCAGAGUCGCAAGUCCCGAUCGAGACAUGAAGACCCAGAUGCUGGAGAGCCGAAGAAUAAAAAAAGAGUCCCUCAGGGUUGGCUGGACUUGCGUGCUACAGAAACAGUAUCGGAUGACGCGCCAGCACGGGAUCUCGGAGCGCCCGUGGAAGCGGAUAGUGAGGGAGACCACCAGAUGAGUGAUGUUGUGAACGACCGUGGCGUGUCGGCAGCCUCGAGAUCUUCGCCGCUGUCUCCCAGUAACAGACGUGAUUCCCGAACUGUCGAUUUACCCACAUCGAACGGUCAGCGGCUGUCCACUUCCCCAAAGUCCCAAAUCAUGAUUCGAAUGCCUAAUGGCGCCGUGCGAAUUAACUGGCCGCACCUCUACAAACAACGAAGACGCUUGGAAGAUAACUGGGCGAAAGGCCGCUUCACUAACUUUCAACUCCCGCAUCCGGCCCACCCAGAAGAGGCUCAUCUGGAGUGUGUGUAUGCAAUUCAGUUUAUAGGGAGAUGGCUCGUCAGCGGUAGCCGAGAUCGGACUGUUCGCGUUUGGGAUUUGGAGACCAAAAGGCUUCGGUAUCGUCCCCUUGUCGGUCACACAAAGUCGGUCCUAUGCCUACAGUUUGACCCGCGGCCGUCGGAAGAUGUCAUAAUAUCGGGCAGUAGCGACAAAAACGUCAUAAUUUGGCGAUUCUCUACCGGUGAGAAAAUCCAUGAAAUCACGUCCGCUCAUGAUGACUCCGUCCUGAACCUCAGAUUCGACGAGCGCUAUCUUGUUACGUGCUCUAAGGAUAAACUCAUCAAGAUCUGGAAUCGACGAGAACUUACACCACUAGACAAAGAUUAUCCCAGCGUUCAUCAAGGAGUCGGAGUUACGUAUCCGUCUUAUAUUAUUGACACCAGCGAAAUUCCAUCUCCCGUUUUAGAAGCAGAGCUUGCCAAAAACCACAUCAGAAGCUUGAGGCCUUACUCUCUUUUGAUGACGUUGGAUGGACACGGGGCAGCGGUUAAUGCGAUACAGAUGAACGACGAUGAGAUCGUUUCUGCGUCCGGGGAUCGUCUCAUCAAGAUUUGGGACAUCCACAGCGGUGCAUGCAAGAAGGCUCUGCCGGGGCAUGAAAAAGGCAUUGCGUGCGUGCAAUUCGACAACCGACGUAUUAUCAGCGGAAGCAAUGACGAUACAGUCCGAAUUUUUGAUCAUGCCUCUGGCGCAGAGGUCGCUUGUUUACAUGGACAUGCCAAUUUGGUAAGAACCGUCCAGGCUGGCUUCGGUGAUCCACCGGGCGCCGAGGAAGCCAUGAGACUUGAGGCUCUGGCAAUCGAGAAUGAGUUCUGGGACGCUCAACGCUCCGGUGAAGGGGUGGACUUGGGUCCUAGUGCCCUCAGACGCGCCGGCUAUCAUCAAAACACUGCGGGUUCGCGGAACCCUCGGGACAUCAAGGCCCUGGGUGCCAAAAUACCUCCAGGCGGAGGUGGCAGUCAAUGGGGUCGGAUCGUCUCGGGGUCAUACGACGAAUCAAUCAUAAUCUGGAAAAAAGACAAAGAGGGCCGAUGGGUCAUAAGCCAGCGAUUACGGCAGGCCGACGCCGUCGACAACGCUUCACAGGCGCACCCAUCCUCUUCGCGGACAAUGGUUCCUCCCCCGCGAGCUCCGCAGAAUCAGGGUCUGUCUUUGCCUCAGGGGCAAGCGGCUGUGCCUCCCCCUGGACAAGCACCUUCCACGCAGCAUCUCCCCCACAUCAACCAAAAUCAUCAUCAGGCUCCUAUCACUCAUCCUGCGCCUGGUCAGCAAGUUGCUUUCUGGAACUCCUGGAACACAGGUAACGCCAACGCUCAACUAGGGCACGCUGCGAAUCCGGCCCUGUUGAUCCAGGCCCAACAUCAUAUGCAGAACGCGCAGCCCAUGCCAAACACCGUACCGCCGCACCACCAGCACCAUGUCCGCGUGAACCGAGCUCUGAACCCGCAAGGCGGCCACCCUACGUCGAGAAUCUUCAAACUGCAGUUCGAUGCUCGCAAGAUCAUCUGCGCCAGCCAGGAUCCCAGGAUCGUGGGAUGGGACUUUGUGGGCGAUGACGAAGAACUCAAUGAAGCGUGCCAAUUCUUUACCGGUCUUUAAUACUUUAUCGACCUUCGUUCCCGGUUCGAGUGCACUUUCUCUCGGGCCUUUUCUCGUCACAUAAUUCUUUCUCUGUCCUUAUUAGCAUGACCACUUCACUUUCUGUGCAUCUAUGCCAGCCAUUCUUCUCUAUGCCUCAUAAUCCUUUGCUACUUGCGGCACAUUUGGUCUUUUCCGUUUGGACCUCUGCAUCUCGGGUUCAUCGCCUUUCCUUCCAAGCCUUCUCAUACUUUUUCAUAUUUUUCCCACCACAGCACACGCAUAUUAUCCCAUACUUUUCUAUGUCCAAGCAUAUUUGCAUGUGAGCAACGGAGUUGCUGGUAUAUGACUUAGCCAUUUGGAUGUCUUUAUUGGUUCUCUUUCCAAUCAUAAUGAAAGAAAUAAUGAUACAGUUACAAGGCUUGGUGUCUGUUCGUAAUGCAACACCAAGGGAGCCAAG
Messenger RNA from Aspergillus novofumigatus IBT 16806, 3343 nucleotides. RefSeq names its product F-box and WD domain protein. Bases 271 to 2904 code for a protein of 877 amino acids. NCBI's taxonomy places the organism in Eukaryota, Fungi, Ascomycota, Eurotiomycetes, Eurotiales, Aspergillaceae. The transcript has 2 exons. The record is from RefSeq and is a predicted model, not a curated record. Gene Ontology annotation, molecular function: protein binding.